Molecule: messenger RNA, 1639 nt
Organism: Calidris pugnax (ruff)
Lineage: Eukaryota; Metazoa; Chordata; Aves; Charadriiformes; Scolopacidae
Product: proline-rich protein 36-like
Exons: 2
Coding region: 1-1566 (521 amino acids)
Biological process (GO): sodium ion transmembrane transport
Cellular component (GO): membrane
Source: RefSeq, a predicted model, not a curated record
AUGACGCCGGGGGGGGUGGGCGCGGAGGCCGGGGGGGGUCCCUCCAGCCUGCGGGCCUUCGCCCACAGCUCCUCGCUGCACGGCAUCAGCCACGUCUUCGCCUACGGGGCCGCCUCGCUGCGGCGGGCGCUCUGGGGGGGCUUCUUCCUGGGGUCCCUGGGGCUGCUGGGGCUGGUGUGCGCCGAGCGCGUCGCCUACUUCCUCUCCUACCCCCACGUCACCAAGCUGGACGAGGUGGCCGCCCCCAACCUCACCUUCCCGGCCAUCACCAUCUGCAACCUCAACGAGUUCCGCUUCUCCAAGAUCACCCGCAACGACCUGUUCCACGUGGGCGAGCUGCUGGCCCUGCUCAACGAGCGCCAGGAGAUCUCGCACCCGCAGCUGGCCGAGCCCCGCGUCCUGGCCGCGCUGCGCGACAAGGCCAACUUCCGCGGCUUCAAGGCCAAGCCCUUCAGCAUGGCCGAGUUCUACAACCGCACGGGCCACGACCUGGCCGACAUGCUGCUCCAGUGCUCCUUCCGCGGCGCCGGCUGCUCCCCGCGAAACUUCACCGUGGUGAGUCGCAGCCCACGACCCCCACAGGGACCCCCCUGCCCCCCAUGGCGUGUCCCACCCAUUGGCAUGGCCAACAGACCCCACCAGGUCCUCUCCUGCCCCAUGGCACAUCCCACCCACUGGGAUCCUCCCAGGACACCCGGGGCCUCCCCUGCCCCCCAUGGCACUUCCCCCCCAUUGGCAUGGCCAACAGACCCCGCCAUGUCCUCUCCUGCUCCCCACAGUGCAUCCCACCCAUUGGCACCCCCCUGGGACCCCUGGGGCCUCGUCUGCCCCCCAUGGCACAUCCCACCCACUGGGAUCCUCCCAGGACACCUAGGGCCUCCCCUGCCCCCCAUGGCACGUCCUACCCAUUGCCAUGGCCAACAGACCUCACCAUGUCCUCUCCUGCCUCCCAUGGCACAUCCCACCCAUUGGCACCCCCCCCAAGACCCCCAGGGCCUCAUCUGCUCCCCACGGCACAUCCCACCCAUCGGCAUGGCCAAGGGACCUCCCCAGGUCCUCUCCUGCUCCCCACAGCACAUCCUACCCCCUGACACCCCCAGAGCCUCACCUGCCCCCCAUGGCACGUCCCACCCAUCGGCAUGGCCAAGAGAUGACCCCAUGUCCUCUCCCACUCCCCAUGGCACAUCCCACCCAUUGGUACCCCCAAGGGACCCCCAUCUUGGGUACGGGAUGCUCUGGGGCACAGGGUGCUGGUGGUCCAGGAUGCUCUUGGGUGAGGGAUGGUCUUGGAUACGGGGUGCUCAUGGCCAUGGGCAUCCCCCUGGACCCGGUGUGGGGUGGGAUGGUGGUCCCCAUGGCGGGAGGGGUGUUGUUGGCCGCGGUGGCCAUGCCCCCCCCGCCCCCCCAGACUUCCUGGUGCAGCGGGACAGCGAGUUCUGCGCCUGCCGCACGCCCUGCGCCAGCGUGCGCUACGGGAAGGAGCUCUCGAUGGUGAAGAUCCCCAGCAAGGCCUCGGCGCGGUACCUGGCCAGGAAGUUCAACAAGACCGAGCAGUACAUCGCGUGAGUCACCUGCACCGCGGCCACCGCGGCCACCAACACCGCGGCCACUGACACCGCCACCAUGGCCACCAUGGCCA